Truncatella angustata is the source of this 540-nucleotide messenger RNA. RefSeq lists its product as uncharacterized. The transcript is spliced from 3 exons. The record is from RefSeq and is a predicted model, not a curated record. Lineage: Eukaryota; Fungi; Ascomycota; Sordariomycetes; Amphisphaeriales; Sporocadaceae. Bases 1 to 540 code for a protein of 179 amino acids.
AUGGGGGAGAAAAAACUCUCCGAAGAAGAAGAAGAAAACAGAACUCACGACAACGAGGAUCCAACGUGCGAAUUACGGACACGGAGGUUCUCGGAUAUUCGUGAUCUUGUGAGGAUAGGCUACGCAUGCGCGAUCAUCAAAACGCCAGGCCGGCCAAUUCUGGGCCACCCGCGCGUCAAGUUGCAUCACGAUAUCGAUCCUGCUACAGAUGCCUGCCGACUAGAUUUGCGUGUCAAUAACGUAAUCAGCAACAUCACUCUCUAUACUCCAUUGACUCAUUUAUCUUGCCAAUCGGAGAAACAUGUGCUGCACUUUCCACGCGACACCGCGGCAGGAAGAUACAUAUCUAGCAUAGUUGGCGGGCAGGUUGGGCAGAAUCUCAUCCACACACCUCUCUUGACGACAAAUCGGAAAGGUCCAGUUUCUAGUUCGCAGCUUUUUCAGCCCAAACACUGUAUGAACGGUCUAGACGGCCAGCAAACUUGUGGGAUGGCUCAGCACAUUACUCGCACAGCCUCAAGCUCGGACAAGCCUGGAUGA